AUGUUGACAGCAGUGAUACUGAAUGUGCUCCUGCUGCUGGGGGGUCUUGGAGGGGUGGCGGCAUCUGACAUCCAUGUCUUUGGGAAAUCCAUCCACAGUGAUAACACUAUGCAGGGCAGCAAUGAUGGCAGACACACAGUGAAGAAACAGCCAUACCAACAGACUAAAAGUGGAAUCCGCAGGAAUUUAGAUCUGGAGAGCUUCAACAUUCACGUGACUCCCACCACCAGCAAACUCAGCCUGCCCACCAUAAUCAAGCUCUAUCCACCCACUGUCAAACCUCUCUACAAGCAUGUCAAUAUGCCCAUGCGUUUUGGGAGGGAAAGCAGUCCCGGUGACGACAGGUCUCCAAAUUCGAACCCCAACUUGCCACAGAGAUUUGGACGGUCCUGGGAGGUGAUCCGAAUCUGUGCAAAAUGCCGCAAUGUCAGAGAGGCACCCAGACUGGUGCUGCCUCAAAGAUUUGGGAGAAAUGUUCCAUACUGGAGCCUUCUCAGGACUCUAGCCAGUGAGCAGUUACUGAACACUGGCUUGCACUGGACUGAAGAAUUUGACAUUACAUCCAGCUUGGAAGAGGAAGUGGAUAUGGAAGAAAAACAAUUUAGUGGAUAA
Melanotaenia boesemani (Boeseman's rainbowfish) is the source of this 612-nucleotide messenger RNA. It is a transcript of the gene npvf, whose product is annotated as neuropeptide VF precursor. The transcript has 3 exons. Gene Ontology annotation, biological process: negative regulation of gonadotropin secretion; neuropeptide signaling pathway. Lineage: Eukaryota; Metazoa; Chordata; Actinopteri; Atheriniformes; Melanotaeniidae. Gene Ontology annotation, molecular function: signaling receptor binding. The coding region runs from base 1 to 612 and encodes 203 amino acids. The record is from RefSeq and is a predicted model, not a curated record.